Molecule: messenger RNA, 732 nt
Organism: Aspergillus ochraceoroseus IBT 24754
Lineage: Eukaryota; Fungi; Ascomycota; Eurotiomycetes; Eurotiales; Aspergillaceae
Exons: 4
Coding region: 1-732 (243 amino acids)
Source: RefSeq, a predicted model, not a curated record
AUGACCUACCUUACAUCAUGUCUCGGGUUUUAUAUGGAAAGGAUACCUAGUUCAAACAACUUUUCGGAACAAGAUGUUGCCCAGCACUACAGUGCUAAUGACCCCGAAGACCAUGACAUGACUUGGUGCCACGUUCUCGCAAUGCUUUUACCAUCAUCUGAGAUCAAGGCGGCGCAUCUUGUUCCGAAACGUCUGUCCGGCGAUGAGACCUCCUUUCUCUUUGUAUUACUUUGGCAAGGAGCAUCGAGCGCAGGCUGGAUGAGGGCACCAUUGUUAUUGCUCCGAUUCCUGGAGCAAUCACUGCACCGACACGUGGAUGUACUGAAGGAGCAGCGGAUCGAGACCCGUCACCGUGAGCGACAGCAGAAAGGCGGUGCCGGACGCGGAUGUACAUACUACUCGACGAGGUCAAGGACAGUGUGGGUGGGCCCUUAUACACCAGGAGACCGGGAAAAAGCAAUCGUCCGCCUUGAGGACAUUGACAAGAAGGAGCUGACAUUCCUCGGUGACAAUCAACCAGCCCACCGCUACCUGUUCUUCCGGUUUAUCAUUUCGUACCUCUACGCCAAGGCCAAUGGAAACACAAUGGUCAGGGAGAAGGUGAACAGAAAGGACUUUUGGCCCAUCAUAGGCCGUUAUUUACAUAAAUCCAUGCUUGUCACUCUCGCUCGCAGUGUUUCUGGUACUGAGCUGCCGCGCUCGUUGGUCGAGGGGAAAACAUUAGGAACGUGA